AUGGCCAUCGCCCAAUGCGUUGACUCCGCGCUGGAGGACUUGGAAGCAAAUUUGAUGGAAGUGAAGCAGCGACUGGAAACAGUAAACAAUCGAGUUGAAGCGUCCGAACGCGAGGUCUCUCGGCUAAAUCGACUAAUCGACAAGACAAAGUUGGAUCUUGACAAGCAGCAAUGUGCAAACGAACUGCUGAAAAAGGAAUUUGAUGGAAUCUUCUCUGAUUUGGCCUCCAUAUGA
Molecule: messenger RNA, 234 nt
Organism: Dicrocoelium dendriticum
Lineage: Eukaryota; Metazoa; Platyhelminthes; Trematoda; Plagiorchiida; Dicrocoeliidae
Source: the annotation of a GenBank genome assembly